Molecule: messenger RNA, 1196 nt
Organism: Spinacia oleracea (spinach)
Lineage: Eukaryota; Viridiplantae; Streptophyta; Magnoliopsida; Caryophyllales; Amaranthaceae
Product: protein OSB2, chloroplastic
Exons: 5
Coding region: 103-972 (289 amino acids)
Biological process (GO): mitochondrial DNA replication; positive regulation of helicase activity
Cellular component (GO): mitochondrial nucleoid
Molecular function (GO): single-stranded DNA binding
Source: RefSeq, a predicted model, not a curated record
UAACCGGAUUCAAGUAUUGCCGCCACCAAGCUUUGGCGCGGAGAGACGCAUAAAAACCUUACAAAAGGGAGACGAACCAGGAAAACCCAAAUUCAGACAAAAAUGGCAACCUUGACAACAAUCUUGUUGUCCUGCAAACCUCAAAAACCCCUCAAAACCCUAACUUCCAUUGCAUGUUCAUCUCAAUCAUCCCCUUCAUUCAUUUCAUUUUCACUCAGGCAAAACAUCAAACACCUGGUGUGCAAGACACUGCCGAGAUGUUCAAUGGACAAUCGAGACUCCUACGACUCCAUGGGAACAUACCCAAGACCCUUAGAGAUUCAGUGGAAGAAAGAACUGUGUAAUUCUGUUCAGCUUAUUGGGAUUGUUGGGUUGCCUGUUCAAUUUAAUCAACUUAGUUCCGGGAAAGUUGUUGCUUCUACUCGUCUUGCUGUCCGAAAAUCUCCCACUGAUACUAGUUGGAUCAAUUUGACAUUUUGGGAAGAACUGGCACAUGUAGCUCACCAGCAUUUAGAGAAAGGUCAGCAGAUAUAUGUCUCUGGCCGUUUGGUGUCAGAUACUGUUGAAAGUGAAGAUGGGAAACAGCAGACUUACUACAAGGUGGUUGUUCAGCAACUGAACUUUAUUGAAAGGAACUCUUCUUCUCCAGUGCCCUUAUAUGAUGGCAGCUCUGACUCGACAGCAACAGUUGCGAAGUUUGACAACACUGCUGCACCUAGUAAGCUUUCCACUCAAGAGUUGUGGCAAGCGUUUUUUGCUAAUCCAACGGAAUGGUGGGACAACCGGAAGAACAAGAAAACUCCCAAAUAUCCCGAUUUCAAGCACAAAGAUACCGGGGAAGCUCUGUGGGUGGAUGCCAGGUAUAAUCCACCAUGGGUGAAAUCUCAAUUGGAAGUAUUGGAUUCGAGAAUGCAAUCUGUUCAAAAGCAGGAAGACACAAGUUUUUCCAACUAUUUCAACGGAGGUUACUAGAUGCUAUGUUUGGCGACUUCUAUGGUGCUGUUGGAUCAUUUCUGUAUAAUGUGCUAAUUUAUUGUCCAUUUCUUUCCUUUUUUCUGGGUGAAUUAUGGAUUUUGAACUCAGCACCUUUUGUUGUACAGGAUUUAACUAUGGUAUUAGGUUUGGUUUUUCAUAGCCUUUAAGUGUAAUGUACAUUUUCUCCAGAAACUAUCCCUUUUUAGGUGAACUUAUUAUCA